GAAUACUAGAGAAUAAUCAGAAUGAGAGCACAGGAAGAAGUGGAAAGAGUAGAGAAAGGGAGUUUGAAGGAGAGGACAGACAGAUGAGAGACAAGACUCAAAGUGAUACCUCUCUUAAGACAUCAAAGAGAGACAGAUCUGAAGACAGAGACAGAGGUGAUAUCAAGAGAGCCGUUCACUUCAAUAGUCAGACACGUUUUCCUGAUGAAGAGCUCACGGAUUUGGAGACCAGUUGUCGUGUGGAAGACAUACCACAGAGUGUCAGCUCUUCUCGAGACCCACUUCUGGUCGAAGGGAUGAUCGGCGGACCUACUCUUCAAUCAGACGACACACUCAACGAACAGACGAACGGUCGAUAUCCUCAAGAGUACAGUCAAUCGCACCAGAGGUUCAUCAGAGAUGGUAAGGGGCCGGGAGUUAACCUUCAGUCUCAGGAGUCAUCGUUGGACUGUUGGCCUGGGAGUCAAGAGUGGGACGACACCGCAUCUCAAGAGUCGUACGACUGCAACAACUCUAUGGCGGACAACAGUUCCAGUUCUUACGACUCAGUUCGAGAUAUAGAGGAAUCAGACACUGAAUCGAUGGCUGAGUGGAGCCCUUCAGUGAUGACUUCCACUCCCAAUGUAUACUCGGAUGCCAUCCAAAGCCGACAGUCGAUUCCUAAGAGGAGUCAUACCCUAUAUGGACAGCCGUUGCCGUCGAGACAACUGAUGCAACGCAUUGAGGUCGAGCCUCCGAUCCUUCCCGACGGCACUCAUAAUAAUCAAGAGAGCAAUACAGGCGACAGACAGGAGAACACCGACAGUGAGGACACGCGUGAAGUGGAAGAACCGACGAAAGGAGAGGCGUUUGUGUUCAUACGGCACGACAUACUCCGACUCAAAGCACACACCGUUGGCCUCACAGAUGGACUCAUUGUAUGGUUUCUAUUCUCCAAAGUCUGGCCAUUGAUCGCACCGACAGUUCAGAGACAGUGGACAGCCAUUCGCAAAAAGACAACUAAACUGUUGUCUUCUGAUAUCGACAGUGAGUCUCAAAGUAAUGACAGGAAAGACACCAAAACUGGUGAUCGCAUACAGACAGAGACAGACAUCACGACAGCAACAGAUCCGGUGGACAGCAAUGAGGAGACGAAUAGCUUUACGCCGACGAGAGAAGACAUAGAUCGUCUCAUUAGCCCUAAGGGUAAGGGUUGGCGCCGGACCUCAAGUGACUACUUAUAUAAACGUGUGUUGAGAAGGACUGCACAACUCGGGUGUCUGUCCACUGAUUAUAACUCACAACGACUGCUGUUUGAGUUGUUGAAGAGGAGGACAGGGAUGGCUGCAAAUAGCGAUGAAUUGUGUCUUCAAAUCGCUGCUCGUCUCGAGAUUUUCAUACAAACUAUGUAUGGCUGGGAGUUGUGUGUCAAACCACAGCACCUGCAUCUCGCUCACUUAGUCCGGGAAUACAAGCGCCGUAUGAAUGAGUUGAAUGCAAACUGGUUUGGAAGGACUAUAGCCCACCGUUUGUGGGACACUGUCCUCCUGGGGCUCACGAGAAUGCGGUGGGCUUUGGGACGAUUGGUGGCCUCUGAGGCCGCAGUAGGCGCCCAUCGAAGCCUCCUGACCCGGAACCUAUCAAAUGAAAAUCCAGUGCUGCCACAGCUCAUGGAGUUGUUGAACGAUAUGGAAAUGGAUCCCAAGCUAACUGUAUUGAAAGCCAAUUUACAUCCCGAUGACACCCCUUACACGACAUCCCACGAGAGCGAGUCGAGCGGUGCGUCUGGACGUGUCGUUCCCCACGACCACAAACCACUGAACGAGAGUGGGAUCGACGACUUGACCAUCACUUCCAGGGAUCAAUUUGCACCU
Oppiella nova is the source of this 1853-nucleotide messenger RNA. NCBI's taxonomy places the organism in Eukaryota, Metazoa, Arthropoda, Arachnida, Sarcoptiformes, Oppiidae. The record is from the annotation of a GenBank genome assembly.